AUGUGGAAGAGGCGCAGUUUACUGAGAGCUGCGGUGAAUGAGCGGCUGGCGGCGGCUGCGGAGGAGAUCUUUGCGCUGGUGGAGAGGACCAUAGCGGAGUAUGAGGAGGAGGUGUACCGGUGCAAAGCGGAGAGCCAGAGGAGGCAGCAGCUGGGCUCAGGUGUUGGGAUCCACUGGUUCAGUCCUGAUCCCAGACUGAUGCAAACAGUCCCAGAGACUCCGCAGAUUAAAGAGGAACCAUCCGAACUCUGCCUCGCCCGAGAGGAAGAGCUGCUCCCAGAGGGGUCGCUGUGA
Molecule: messenger RNA, 294 nt
Organism: Knipowitschia caucasica
Lineage: Eukaryota; Metazoa; Chordata; Actinopteri; Gobiiformes; Gobiidae
Source: the annotation of a GenBank genome assembly